Messenger RNA from Rodentolepis nana, 828 nucleotides. Lineage: Eukaryota; Metazoa; Platyhelminthes; Cestoda; Cyclophyllidea; Hymenolepididae. The record is from the annotation of a GenBank genome assembly.
AUGGCUCCUAAACGCGCCGCUCCGCGCACAGAAACUGUAAAUAGACAAAACAACAAAGGUUAUCAGGACAAGAAAGGUGGGCUUCCUCAAGAAAUCGACCAGCCUAAUCGAAGAAGAAACACCCAACCCCCCCAAACAAUCGAUCUAACUUCAUCUGAUCUUUCUAGCGAAAUUUCGCAAAUUGAUACCCCACGUUCAUUUGAUCGUACAAGCUCCACUGCUUCUCUUAUUGAACUUUCUCCACCUUCUAAGCGAAGGCGUUUGGCCUCAGAGGUGGAUUACUCCUCUAAUUUUCACCAAAAUCCAGACAUUCGUGGUGGUCGAAAAGAUAGGGCUGUCGGCUCUGAUCUCCCACCAUCAAGUUUUGAAGCAGGUCCUGGUUCUUCCAAUCGCCGAAAGACGGGUUCCUGCAACAGUAAACGUCAACGGGGGAAAGGCUAUGUCGGUGGUAGCUCCUCGGAUCAUUCUUUCGUCACUGAUUCAAAUCAACCGACAGCAACUACAGACGGCAGUAAUUGUCUAUCACGGACUGCACUCUCCCGCCCUGUCACCAUGCCUGCUAAUCUGGAAGAUCUGCCUUCUACUUCGAAGGUCUCUACUCGUGGUGACAUAUCCUCCAGAUCACACGAGCCCUCCGGAACCUUUGUAGAAGCAUCGGGAAGUAGCUCUACCGCUACCGGCCACUGGUUCCGCUCUUUCACCUGCUUUGCUAAUUCUGCGGAUGGUGAACAAACUGCUCUAGAUCUUUCCGACGCCACUUCAGCUGUUUUUAAUGUCGAGAAGGGAUUGGUCUGUGUUGAAUUCUUUGCGCUUAGUGAGCGUGCGUGA